Molecule: messenger RNA, 3534 nt
Organism: Cyanistes caeruleus (blue tit)
Lineage: Eukaryota; Metazoa; Chordata; Aves; Passeriformes; Paridae
Gene: TENT2
Product: terminal nucleotidyltransferase 2
Biological process (GO): RNA 3'-end processing
Molecular function (GO): poly(A) RNA polymerase activity
Source: RefSeq, a predicted model, not a curated record
CCCCGCCGCUUCCGUCCGCAUCCCGGCCGCUUCCUGCGGCGUCUCUGCACCGGGCACGGGAUAGUGCUCCGCUGCAGGAGCUGGUGUCUGCUUCCUGGCCGGCACGGUGCUACCCGCAGGCCCGUCCCGCCUGCCUCCGCUCAGGCUCUACCUAAAAGGAUACAUGUUCACUUCAAGUAGAAAGGAGCAUGUUCCCAAAUUCUUCCAACUUGGGUCGUCCACCCUUCUCUCCAAAAUAUCAACAGCAGAGUACUUUCUUCACUAAAAUUCCUCUAAAUAUACCUCCUACUCUUCUUUCUCACCAGCAAAUUAUUGUUCCUCCAUUUCAUUUUCGCAGUGCAGUUCUUUCUAGAACUCUUUUGAGUGGGAACAUUGAAGCCGCUCCAGCUGUUACUCCAGUUGUUACACUGCAACCAAUGACUUAUGGAAGUGUUAGUCCUGUGUCUACAUCAGAUGCCCUGACAUCAUUUCAAGGAAGAAAGAGACAAAGUCAACAGAGUCUUCCAGAUGAUGCCAAACGGCAGCGGAUUCAUUCACGUGAUUCUGACACAGCUGUAGUUACCCAAGCAGUGCCUUUACCAGAAGAACACAGACGCUCCUUCCCAGCAUCAGUUUCAGUUCUGUCUCCAGUGUUGCAUGCCGGUGGCUCACCUGCCUUAAUUGGAUAUGUCCCUCCUUUGCAAGAUACUUUGUUUCUGGACCCUACAGAAACCACGCUCCCUGUUGCCAAUGACAAGUUAAGUCAACAGGUUUUGGAGUUGUUUCAGGCAUGUCGGCAACAGGCCUCUGAUUUGGACAGAAAAGAGCUCUGUAGAACAGAACUCCAGAGAGAAAUUCAGCUAAUUUUUCCACAGAGCAGACUUUUUUUGGUUGGGUCAUCACUGAAUGGAUUUGGCACUCGUACCAGUGAUGGUGAUUUGUGCCUGGUUGUUAAAGAAGAACCAGUGAAUCAGAAGACUGAAGCAAGACGUAUACUCAGCAUAGUCCAAAAACUCUUCAGUACUAAACUUUCAAGCUACAUUGAGCGACCUCAGCUGAUCAGAGCAAAAGUGCCAAUAGUGAAAUUCAGGGAUAAAGUCAGUAAUGUGGAUUUCGACUUGAAUGUAAACAAUGUGAUUGGUAUAAGAAAUACAUUCCUUCUGAGAACCUAUGCAUUCAUUGAGAAUCGAGUUCGUCCAUUAGUACUUGUUGUUAAGAAGUGGGCAAAUUUUCGUGAGAUAAAUGAUGCCAGUCGUGGUACUUUAAACAGCUAUAGUCUUGUGUUGAUGGUUUUGCACUAUUUACAGACCUUACCUGAACCCAUCCUUCCAUCCCUCCAAAAAAACUACCCAGAAUGUUUUGAUCCUACUAUGCAGUUGUAUCUUGUUCAUCAAGCUCCACGUACCAUUCCUCCUUACAUCUCAAAAAAUGGAUCAAGCCUUGGAGAUUUGCUAAUAGGCUUCUUCAAAUAUUAUGCCACAGAAUUUGACUGGAGCCAUCAAAUGAUUUCAGUUCGUGAGGCCAAGGCUAUUGCAAGACCUGAUGGUAUUGAAUGGAGAAACAAAUUUAUUUGUGUAGAAGAGCCCUUUGAUGGGACAAAUACUGCUAGAGCUGUACAUGAGAAACAGAAGUUUGAUAUGAUCAGAGAUGAAUUUGCACAGGCUUGGCGGUUAUUACAAGACAAGAAAGACCUGGACUGUAUAUUACCUUUAAAAGCAGCCAAACAGAAAAGAUAACUAGCUUCUUUCAUUUUCCACUUUUUUUGGAUCCUGCUGAAAUAAAGAACAGUGUCAAAAUCAGGAGGCACCUACCCCAUGGUUUUUACGACCUGUUUUUCUCUGUAAACUUUUGUUAAGGAAAUGUUUAUAAGGAUGUGGCAUAUUUUAUUAUCGGUGUUUGUUAAUACAGCUGUUAAUUCAAAUAUAUACUUUCUGAAAAUGCUUGCAUUGUUGACUUCUAGAAGAAACUCACAGCAAACAAGAGGAAUACAUCUAUUUAAAGGAAAGUACGGGGAUAUACUGACUUGUUUCUUGUGUGAUCUGUGUAACCAUUAAUUCAGACAGAUUUAACUAUGAAAGAUAGACAUUCAAGGUUGAACCAUGGGCAAAUCUGACUACAUCCUUAAGGCACAGUGCACUACCAACUUCUUGAUGAAGAGAGAGUCUGUGUUUUACUUCUGCUCAACUUAGCACUUUCCAGUUUUAUUUCACUUUUACUUGGAAUAAAAAGCAACUGUUUAUGAGAAUUAAGCUAGAUUAUGGUUGGUUGUAUUGUGAAUAUCAAGAACUAUAAUCUAAACUGGAAUUUUAAGCAACAGUUGUACUGUGAAGAAGUUGAAGUAAAAAAGCUCAAUUCAAUGCACAUAAACUCUUCACAUUCAAACAGAGUAGGAAGGAAAAUUUUUAGUGCUUCCUUUUACAUAUUUGAAGUAGUAGUGAUGUGUCUUUUGGAUAAGAAGACCAAACAAAAUCAAAUCAGUGCUAAAAUAAGCUGGGCUUCUCGUUUGGUUCUGUGUAAAUGUUAGUGAAUUGGUCAGCCACUGUAAAUUGAAUCUAAAUAUGUAAUAUUGAAAAUUACAGCUCUUCCCAAAAAACUGCAAACGUUCUCUUAGACCUCCUAUAGCACAAUUUGUGUGUCUCAUAUAUUUGUUAUUGAAGACCAAUUAAUUUUGAAGACUGUAUUUACCACUGUCAAUAUCAAAUUCGUACUUCCAUUUUUUAAGUUUAAUACUUUAUAUGGUGUCCAGUGUAAUAAAGUUUAUAUCUGGAAGAUACGGGUUAUUUUUCCAAUUUAUGUUGUUUUGUACUGAGUAUUUAAAAUAUUUGCUAUAAUUAAGUAGAAUAGAAAAUGCUUCAUGAGGUAAGACCUGUGUUGCAAUUCAUCAAGAUCUGUCAUGGCUAUUCUGCAGUAUAUCUGUGAAUAGGCAAAAGUUUGGUUCAUUACAUUCUCUAACAAGAGUGUGAAAACCCUUAUAAUUGUAAAAUAACAAGCAUUAUGUCUUCUUGUGCAAACUUUUAAGUUCUAGUUUAUUUAGAAGUUCUAAGUACUGUAAAUUAUAUGCCUGAUGUGAGAUUACUUCGUACACACUUCAUCACAGUCUAGUCUAUGUAGAAUUUUGCCUUGUUUCUGCGAUUGACUUUUCUUCUGCAAUUUAAACUGUCUUUCAGUUUUAAUAUGACUCUAGCAGUCCACUGAAAUGUUCUUCCUUCUUGCAUAUGUUCACCCUCGUUGCUCUUUCUGUAUAGGAGGAUGGUAGACUUGGGUGUCAGUGAAGCAUUCACUUUGAUUCACUUUAUGUAAAAUUGAAGCACAAGAUUUUAGGACAGGAUAAUGUCUGGAUUCAAAGAUGCUCUACAAGCUCUAUGUAGAUUCUGGGAAAAGGGAGUGUUGGCUGUAUCUUCUUAAAAAAUAUAUUGGCUAUAUCUUUGUCUAGAAAAUUGAAAACUUUCCUGACUUAGGAUAAAUAAGAAGGGACAUAAAUGUUUAAAGUUGGUAAAAAUAUAUUUUAAGAGAGCUGAAUGUGAGAAACAAAACUUAAUAAAAUGCAUAAAACUU